Messenger RNA from Prorocentrum cordatum, 1059 nucleotides. NCBI's taxonomy places the organism in Eukaryota, Dinophyceae, Prorocentrales, Prorocentraceae. The record is from the annotation of a GenBank genome assembly.
AUGUUGAGCAGCACAACAGAGAGCAGCAUCAUGGCCUUGAGCAGUCCGACUAGUACCAGAUCCACGACCCUGACAUCCACGAGCCAGACGAGCAGUGCAACGAGCACUGCGUCUUUGACCAGGACGGAUGCCAGCAAUACAACACUGAUCAGCACGACAUGGACGUUGACAGCUGAGAGCAGCAGCAGCAGCACGACUCUCACGUCUACAAGCGAGACGAGCACUGUGACGAGCUUAGCGUCGGAGAGCAGGACGCCGGGCACUGGCACCACAACUUUGACAUCCACGAGCGAAACGAGCAGUGUGACGAGCAGCACGACGCAGAGUAGCAGCACCGUACAGUCCUCCACGAAUGAGUCGAGGACCGCGGAUUUGGGAAGUUCGACGGGUACCAGCAGCUCGACGUGGAGCAGCACAACGGAGAGCAGCAGCACCACCCUGACAUCUACGAGCGAGACAAGCAGCCUGUCAAGCGCAACUUUGUUGACCAACGAGGCAAGCAGCAGGAGCACAACGUUUAUCAGCACGAUGCCCACCAGCACCACAACCCUGACUUCAUCGACAAAGACGAGCAGUGCUACGAGCACUGCGUCUCUGAGCAGCAGCACGUCGUUAAGCAGCACGACGGAGACAAGCAGCGUGACCUUGACUUCUGCGAGUAAGACCAGUUACGCGACAGACAGGAGCACAUUGGGUACGAGUACGACAAGUGUCUACAACAGCACGACGGUGAGCAGCGCAACAGAGAGCAUCAGCAGCACGGCGUCGAACAGUUCGUCGGGCACCAGCACCACGAGCUUGACAUCCACAAGUGAGACGAGCAGUGCGACGAGCACCGCGUCCCUAAGCAGGACGGAAACCAGCAGCACGAAACAGAUCAGCACGACAGAGAUGUUUACAACAGAGAGCAGCAGCACGACUCUCACGUCUACAAGUAGGACGAGCAGUUGUGACGAGCGUCGUGCUGGUGAGCAGCACAGCGGGUAUGGGUACGACGGAAACCAGCUCCUCGACCUUGAGCAGCACUACGGGUACCAGCGCGACAGGUACCAGCAGUAG